CUCGCAGUCACGUCUCACAAGAGAGGUACCUACCCUACCCAAGCCAGCGCGGCCCAGCCCAGCCCGGUCCCGUCGUCCACGUGCAGCACAGCUCCCCCCAUCCUCCCGCGCCGUAGCGUAGGCGUCCCAUACCCGCCCAUCGUCCGUAGGUCGUCGGCAGGCACGGGCACGGGGUGUGUGCGAGGAUCCACUCCGGGGCAGCAGCUGCGGCCUGGCUCUGGCUCUGGCUUCUGGCAGCUGCGACCGACCGACGACCGUACUACCCCAUGUUGCUGGUCCCCGCGUCUGUCGCCCUGAGCUCCAUCCAUCUCUCUAUCCUCCAUUUCCUCAAUUCCUCUCGUCAGCAUCCACCACGCUCGUGCGCUAUGCCCACCCUCCAACUGCCUUGCCGUACUAGGUACUCCACCAACCUCCCACUCACGAGCCCAACAAGCAACCAACCAACCACCCAAGCCACCGCCCUAGACCCCCCAGCACCCCAGCGCCCAGCUAGCGCCCUAGCGCCCGCCGGCCCAGCCUAGCCGCCGUGCCGUCCCUCGUGCAUAAAUAACCAAGCCGCGCAUGCAGCAUACAUAUCUGCUGCCGCGAUCAGCGCGGAUCCCGCGAGCCCGCCCUGCUUGCCUACCUGCCUACGUGCAUAGACACCCACACACAUCUUACCAUCUCCAUACACACUGCACGC
Molecule: messenger RNA, 682 nt
Organism: Aplosporella prunicola CBS 121167
Lineage: Eukaryota; Fungi; Ascomycota; Dothideomycetes; Botryosphaeriales; Aplosporellaceae
Exons: 1
Coding region: 267-521 (84 amino acids)
Source: RefSeq, a predicted model, not a curated record